AUUCCCCACAGAAGGGGGUCAUAGAAGCCAGGGACACAUGCCCAGCUGGAGGGGUGGGCUGCCUAGGAAAGGAGCUAGUCACUCAUGUUCAGCAGGAGCUCUUGGUAGGUGAAGCCCACCAUAGCAUCACCUCUACCUCACCAUGUUCCUCUUCUCCCGUAAGACCAAGACUCCCAUCAGCACCUACACUGACUCCUACCGAGCUCCCACCUCCAUCAAGGAGGUCUAUAAAGACCCAGCUAUGUGGGCCUGGGAGCCCAACAAGUUUGUGACCCCGGGCCUGACUCAUACCACAGGGCACCACAUGGACAAUGAAGCCCUGCAGAAGAUGGUCAGAUGUGCCAUGCAUGACUACAGCUAUAAAAAUCCCAUGCAAGACCACCUCUAUUUCCCUGAGAAGUACUGGCUCUCUCAAGAGGAAGACAGAUGCAUCCCAGGCUAUCUGUAUGACGACCGCUACGCCACCUGGAGGCUAGGACCUUACCACAGCCCGGGCAAGAUCAAGUAUCCCACCUGUCUGCCCCCACUGCCUAAGGAGGCCGGGACGGAGACUGUAGUUGCAGGGAUGCCUCUGGAGUGUCUUCCUAAGCCUAAGUCGGAGCGGCUCAAUGCCUACGAGCGCGAGGUCGUGGUGAACAUGCUGAAUUCGCUGUCCCGGAACCAGCCUCUGCCGCAGAUCGCCCCCCGGUGCGGCUGCGUGGACCCGCUGCGGGGCCGCCUGCCCUUCCAGGGUUACGAAAGCACGUGCUCGGGCCGUCAUUACUGUAUGCGCGGGAUGGACUACUACGCCACCGGGGCGCCCUGCCUUCCACGCCGCCUGCCGCCUGAGUGCCCCGCCCGUCGCUUUCUCCUCCAGGGCUGCGUCUCCCUACCAACACCGCCCCGGGAUGCAAUGUGUUGUUACAACUCCCCAGCCGUCAUACUACCCGUACCCCAACCUCAGAUGGGACACAAGUCACUUCAAGAAAACUGGCGGUGCCUUGAAAAACAACUAUGUUAUCCACCCUGAAUUUGUGUCUGAGACCUAUCCUGAGUAUGGCUACUGGUAGAGCCUGGGCCCACCAAGGCCAAGGGGGGUGAGCAAUAAAGAAACUCUUCACCCCUAACAGCUGUCUACUGUGUCCUUACCCAGCAGGAUGGGGCAGGGAAAGUUCUCACACUCAGGUCUCUGGCAAGCCUACCCUACCCUGAGUCACCUCCCCCACAAUAUCAAUGCUUCCCUUGGGUGACAAUGAGUACUGGUGUCAUCCUCUCCACCCCAGAGCCCAGGUUUCUCUAGUUACACAGGACAGACUCCUGUUCUUUGGGCCCAUAUAUCUUCCCACCCCCUAAGACCCUCCAGCUGAAAAUCUCCACCCUCCCCUU
Messenger RNA from Echinops telfairi (small Madagascar hedgehog), 1365 nucleotides. RefSeq names its product chromosome unknown C9orf24 homolog (gene SPMIP6). The record is from RefSeq and is a predicted model, not a curated record. NCBI's taxonomy places the organism in Eukaryota, Metazoa, Chordata, Mammalia, Afrosoricida, Tenrecidae. Gene Ontology annotation, cellular component: perinuclear region of cytoplasm; manchette. Gene Ontology annotation, molecular function: alpha-tubulin binding. The transcript is spliced from 7 exons. The coding region runs from base 143 to 1009 and encodes 288 amino acids.